Nyctereutes procyonoides (raccoon dog) is the source of this 1063-nucleotide messenger RNA. RefSeq names its product kallikrein related peptidase 7 (gene KLK7). The transcript is spliced from 6 exons. The coding region runs from base 157 to 930 and encodes 257 amino acids. The record is from RefSeq and is a predicted model, not a curated record. Gene Ontology annotation, molecular function: serine-type endopeptidase activity. Gene Ontology annotation, biological process: positive regulation of antibacterial peptide production; proteolysis. NCBI's taxonomy places the organism in Eukaryota, Metazoa, Chordata, Mammalia, Carnivora, Canidae.
GCCGCCCUGCACAGGGCUGGACACGUUAGUAUCCCAACGAGACUGAAGCCGAGAUCUCAUCAGACCCUCCGGAGGUGAGAAGAGGCCUCAUUUCGGCUCAGCAGAAGAGACCCUUGCUCUGCCUGGCAGCCCCGGGAGAGGCUCAGAGUGGCCACCAUGGCAGGAUCCCUUCUCUUGCCCCUGCAGAUCCUACUACUGUCCUUAGUCCUGGGAUCUGCUGGACAAGAAGCCCAAGGUGACAAGAGUGGAGAGAAGAUUAUUGAAGGAGUCCCAUGUACAAGAGGCUCCCACCCCUGGCAGGUGGCCCUGCUCAAGGGCACUCAACUCCACUGUGGAGGUGUGCUGCUCAAUGAGCAGUGGGUGCUCACUGCCGCCCACUGCAUGAUGAGUGAAUACAACGUGCACAUGGGCAGCGAUCAGCUGAGUGAUAAGAGAGCCCAGAAGAUCCGGGCCACAAGGUCAUUCCGCCACCCUGGCUAUUCCACUCAGACCCACGUUAAUGACCUCAUGCUUGUGAAGCUAAGUAAACAAGCCAGGUUAUCAUCGAGAGUGAAGAAAGUCAACCUUCCCUCUCGCUGUGAACCCCCUGGGACCACAUGCACCGUUUCUGGCUGGGGUACCACCACCAGCCCCGAUGUGACCUUUCCAUCAAAGCUCAUGUGCACGGAUGUCAAGCUCAUCUCCUCCCAGGACUGCAAGAAGGUUUACAAGGACCUUCUGGGAAAAUCCAUGUUGUGUGCUGGCAUCCCCAACUCCAAGACCAACGCCUGCAAUGGUGACUCAGGGGGACCACUGAUGUGCAAAGGUGCCCUGCAAGGCCUGGUGUCCUGGGGAACUUUCCCUUGUGGCCAACCCAAUGACCCAGGUGUCUAUACCCAAGUCUGCAAGUACACCAACUGGAUAAAAGAGACCAUGAGAAAGCAUCGCUAAUCUCUGCAUACCUCCCAUCUUUCCAUCCAUAUACCCUCAACAAGAAAUUCACAGAAAUAAGGAUGUUAUGAACUGUAGUCAAUUUGACUUUACCUUUUCCUCAAAGACAUAUUAAAGCCUCGACAAUAGGCCA